Molecule: messenger RNA, 2691 nt
Organism: Chanos chanos (milkfish)
Lineage: Eukaryota; Metazoa; Chordata; Actinopteri; Gonorynchiformes; Chanidae
Gene: dgkg
Product: diacylglycerol kinase, gamma
Exons: 26
Coding region: 1-2691 (896 amino acids)
Biological process (GO): phospholipase C-activating G protein-coupled receptor signaling pathway
Cellular component (GO): plasma membrane
Molecular function (GO): ATP-dependent diacylglycerol kinase activity; calcium ion binding
Source: RefSeq, a predicted model, not a curated record
AUGGGGGACGGGAACUGGGUGUGUCUGAGCCCAGCAGAAUUUUCCCAACUGCAGCAGUACAGCGAGUAUUCCUCAAAGAAGCUUAAAGAUGUUCUAGAGGAGUUUCAUGGCAACGGUGUUCUCUCCAAGUAUAACCCUGAGCAGAAGCAGGAUGUUCUCAACCAACCCAUUGACUAUGAGGGCUUUCAGCUUUUCAUGGCCACCUACCUGGAGAAUGAUAUCCCCGAAGAAUUAUGCCAACACCUCUUCACCUCGUUCAAGAGCAAGACCGGCGGGGGCUGCUCACCUGAGGCUCCCCGUGCGGGAGCGGGGAUGCUGGAGCCCAAGUCGAUCGAUGCAGGCAUCUCUAUACAGACAGAAGUGGCCUGUGCCCCCAUUACAGGUAUGAACGGGAAGAGCAUUCUUAGUGCUAUGGGCAGACACACACCAGAGCAUGCUACAGUAAUGACCCCGGGUUCUGGAGCCACCACGUCCCCCUGUUCAUCACGCUCCUCAUCCCAGCGUUCAGGCACGGGUGCUCACACGCCUGGCGGCCCUCAUCUCUCACCCUGCACCCAACCUAAACCCUCAGGCGGCGGCUGUAGCAGUAACGCCCUGGCUCCCUCCAUAUCCACCAGCUCUCCGCGACUCUCCCCCGAGAGGAGUAGAACUGAUAAACGUGGAAUGCAGAGGAAGAGUCCGUCCCCUCAGAGGGGUUCACCGCUGCCUUCACCACAAGUGGUCUUUCUGAAGGACAUAGUCUGUUACUUGUCUCUUCUAGAGAGGGGCACCCCAGAGGACAAACUUGAAUUCAUGUUCCGUCUGUAUGAUACAGAUGGGAACGGUGUGCUGGACAGCUCGGAACUUGACCGUAUCAUCAAUCAAAUGGUUCAUGUAGCAGAGUAUCUGGAGUGGGACUCGACUGAACUCCGGCCGAUACUGAAGGAGAUGAUGGAGGAGAUUGACUAUGACAGAGAUGGAAUAGUCACACUAGAGGAGUGGAUUAGAGGAGGCAUGACUACCAUUCCCCUCCUGGUGCUACUGGGAAUGGAGACGAAUGUACAAGAGGACGGGCAGCAUGUGUGGAGACUGAAGCAUUUCAACAAGCCUGCUUACUGCAACUACUGCCACACAAUGCUACUGGGAGUGAGAAAACAAGGCCUGUGCUGCUCCCUAUGCAAGUACACAGUCCAUGAACGCUGCGUGUCCAAAGACAUUGCUGCUUGCAUCAGCACCUACGCCAAGUCCCGCAGACAUACCAAUGCUAUGCAGCACGUUUGGAUGGAGGGCAAUUCUGCGACCAAGUGUGACAGAUGCCAUCGAAGUAUAAAAUGUUAUCAGGGUCUGACAGGCCUGCACUGUGUGUGGUGUCAAAUCACUCUUCACAACAAGUGUGCAUCCAAUGUGAAGCCAGAGUGUGAUGGUGGACCCCUAAGGGACCACACCCUCCUCCCUUCUUACAUCUGCCCUGUCGUACUGGAACGCCACUCGGUUGUUAAACGAGGCGAGAGUGACUCACCUCCCAGUACCAGUCCAGAUGAUGCCACUCAGUGCUUUAAAUUUACAGGGGACGGGCAGGCACUGCAGAUCACACCCCUCCCAGGAACACAUCCUCUGCUUGUGCUGGUGAAUCCUAGGAGCGGAGGUCGACAGGGAGAGAGGGUGCUGCGUAAGUUCCAGUACCUGCUUAACCCUAGACAGGUGUAUAGUCUGGAUCGCGGAGGACCCAUGGUAGGGCUCAAUUUCUUCAGAGAUGUCCCUGGUUUCCGUGUGUUGGCGUGCGGAGGGGAUGGGACAGUUGGAUGGAUCUUGGACUGCAUCGACAAGGCCAGUUUCACCAGGCAUCCUCCUGUUGCUAUCCUGCCCCUGGGCACAGGGAAUGACCUGGCACGCUGCCUGCGCUGGGGUGGAGGCUAUGAAGGAGGCAGCUUGCUGAAAUUUCUCAAGGAUAUUGAGAACAGUACUGAGGUGGUACUGGACCGCUGGAACAUCGACAUCGUCCCUGACGACAAAGAAGAAAAGGGGGACCCUGUUCCAUACAGUAUAGUCAACAACUAUUUCUCCAUUGGAGUGGAUGCUUCCAUAGCACACCGGUUCCACCUAAUGAGAGAGAAACACCCAGAGAAGUUCAACAGCAGGAUGAAAAACAAGCUAUGGUACUUUGAAUUUGGCACCACUGAGACCAUCUCAGCUACCUGCAAGAAACUUAAUGAGAGCAUUGAAGUGGAGUGUGAUGGGAUCAUCCUUGAUCUCAGCAAUACUUCUCUUGAGGGAAUCGCUGUCCUCAACAUUCCGAGCAUGCACGGAGGUUCCAAUUUAUGGGGUGAGACCAAGAAAAGGCGAAACUACAACCGCAUGAGCAAGAAAGUACCAGAGAGGAUGUCAGUCAGCACGGUCACGGAUGCCAAAGAGCUCAAGUUCUGCGUGCAGGACCUGAGUGACCAGCUCCUGGAAGUGGUUGGUUUGGAAGGAGCCAUAGAAAUGGGGCAGAUCUACACAGGCCUAAAAAGCGCAGGUCGUCGCCUAGCUCAGUGUGCCAGUGUCACCAUUAGGACAUCUCGACUACUGCCCAUGCAGAUUGAUGGAGAACCAUGGAUGCAGCCUCCAUGCACGAUACGGAUUACACACAAGAAUCAAGUACCCAUGCUGCUGGGUCCUCCACAGAAGACACCCUUUUUCUUCUUCAAGAAGCGCAACAGGAGUCGUGAUUAG